GACUUUUUAAGCCUUACAUAGAAAACGAAAAAAUUAAAUUAUCAAAGUUCGUAUAUCCAUCGUUGUUUUUUUUCUUCUGUUUAAACCUCUAAACAAGAGCGUUAGAGAACAAAAGCUGAAACAGCCAAUGGGCGAACAGUUUGUUGCAAAGUCCGACAUUUCUGGUAGGAUGGCGAGGUUGGGCGUUACAGACUUUCAGGAAAUUAUUAUUCCUCUGUUUAUUUUCCACUUCACUUAUGUCAGCUGGAGUGUACGGUGCUUUGUAAAUGCGGCCCUUGUCUCUCAGGUAAGAUUCUUCUUUAAAAAAAAACCGUUCUAAUUUAAAUGUUAAUUUCCGGGGUAGCACUAGCCGUCGCCUGUCAACAUUCUCCCCGGAGGGGGGUCCGCCUGUCAGACUCAUCACAAUGUUAGGGGUCCUUGAGGUGGGGAGCGAACCUGCAAGUGCAGCAGUCUACACCGUUACCAAUUCAGGAUAGCAACAAGGAGUGAUUCGUGGUAGCCCGUCAGACACACCGAUGAAGAAAAAGCCUAGUACUCCUCUGCGUCCCAAACGCAGCAGGCUGAUCAGUGCCGGCAAUGAAUCUGCUACAGAGCCGGGCUCACUUCUGAGCUGCAAUGCCCCACCGAAUUGUGAGACUGUCCCAGAAUCAGCCUCGCAAAUCAGGCACCUGACUAUGUCACAGCACAGUCACAGCCUCCACAAGUUUUUGAAUGAGGACCGCAUCCGGCAGAAGUUCUGCGAUGUUUCUGUGUCUGUGGGUGGGAAGCUCUACAGUGCCCACAAGGUGGUGUUGGCCCAUGGGAGCAGCUACUUCCACGCUGAGUUGUCCAAGAACCCUGCUACAACACAUGUGACUCUGGACCAUGUGGAGGACUCUGUUUUCAGGCACCUUCUUGGCUUUUUGUACACCUCUGAGUGUGUUGUUGCAGAGACAGACCUUCCGGCUCUAACUGAAGCGGCCCGCUUCCUGGAUAUGAUGGAUAUACUAAAGAUGCUGUGUGAAGAAGGGGACGUCCACCCUGUAAGGGGGAUCCCGGCCCAGGCUGAGAUAAGAGCAUCUCCUGAGGUAGAAAUGACCUUCAGUGACUCACCAGCAGGUGACACAGACAUCCAAAGCUCAUUUGAGCAGAGCACCCUGUGCAGUCGCCAGUUUAGCUCUGCAAACUCUUUGCAGAACAACUUGGCCGAGAGUCACAGCGAUGUACAGCAGGAUACCUCAACUGAGAAAGAGAAGACUGCAGGUCAGAGGAGUGCUACCACACGGAGAUCAGCUCGUAGGAGGCGAACACCCACCAAGUAUAAGAGAGAUGAUGUAGAGUACUUUAUUACCACUCCUGAGGAAAGACAAAGGACUGUAUCAACAAGACAACAAGAAGAAGCAAGAGCAGAAGAAGCAGUAGAGGUGGUUUUGGAGAACCAAACUCCCAAACCAGACAUGAGCGAGACAUCUAAACCAGCUCAGGGGGAUGACGCAGUGGAAGAGGAGGGUGAGGAGGAAGAGAGAGGAGACAUGAAUGAGGACGUGGCUGCACAAAAGAAAAUUGCUGAAGUUUGUGCAGCAGACAUGAGUGCAAGUCAACAGGGUUCUGAUGUAGAAAGGACAGAGCGCCAGGCUGUUCGAGUGGUGGAAGUGCAUGCGUCAGCAGCAGGAAGCUCUAACCAGAGUCCAGUCUACCCUGAGGGUCUGGCUCCAGUCAUCAUCCAAACCUCCAGCAAGAAGACUCUCAAGUGUCCCAAAUGUGACAAGAUUUUUGACCGCGCAGGGAAGUAUGAGAGUCACACCAGAGUGCACACAGGAGAGAAACCUUUCCAGUGUGACAUCUGUCUUCAGCGCUACUCCACCAAGUCUAACCUGACCGUACACAAGAAGAAGCAUGCCAGCGAUACUCCUUUCCAGAAGAAGGAGCACAAAUGCCCCUUCUGCAACAAACUCCAUGCCAGCAAGAAAACCCUGGCCAAGCAUGUCAGGAGGUUUCAUCCAGACCACAUCCAAGAGUUUCUUACCAAGAGGAAGAGGAAGAGUGAAGGCUGGAAAUGUGCCAUUUGUCUGAAGACCUUCACACGCAGGCCUCAUCUGCAGGAACACAUGAUAUUGCACACCCAAGACCGGCCUUUUAAAUGCUCCUUCUGUGACGAAUACUUCAAGUCAAGGUUUGCUAGGCUGAAGCACCAAGAAAAGUACCACUUAGGUCCUUUUCCGUGUGAGAUCUGUGGCAGACAGUUUAAUGACACAGGCAACAGAAAGAGACACAUCGAAUGUACUCAUGGAGGCAAAAGAAAGUGGACAUGCUUUGUUUGUGGGAAAUCAGUAAGGGAAAGGACAACCUUGAGGGAGCACUUGAGGAUCCACAGUGGGGAGAAGCCUCACCUCUGUAGUAUCUGUGGCCAAAGUUUCCGUCAUGGCAGCUCCUACAGGCUUCAUCUCAGAGUCCACCACGAUGACAAGCGAUAUGAGUGUGACGAAUGUGGGAAAACCUUUAUACGCCAUGAUCACCUCACCAAACAUCAGAAAAUACACUCUGGUGAGAAAGCACACCAAUGUGAAGAGUGUGGCAAGUGCUUCAGGCGCCAUGAUCAUCUGACUGUCCACUACAAAAGUGUUCAUUUGGGAGAGAAAGUUUGGCAGAAGUAUAAAACCGCUGUGCAUCAGUGUGAGGUUUGCAAGAAAGAAUUUAAAGGAAAGUCCAGUUUGGAGAUGCACUUCAGGACUCACUCGGGUGAAAAACCCCACAGAUGUCCUGAGUGCCACCAGACAUUUCGGAUCAAGAAGACCUUGACAAAGCACAUGGUGAUUCACUCAGACGCUCGUCCUUUUAACUGUCCCCAUUGCAGCGCCACCUUUAAAAGAAAAGACAAGCUCAAGUACCAUGUUGACCAUGUGCAUAGCACCCGGUUUACCGAGCAGCCACUGAGCACGAUCAGUGAGGACAAAAUAGUCUCCAUUCCUUUUGAGGAAACCUCAAAGGCAUAUCGCGCUGAACCUAAGUCAACCCUCCAAAGCACCCCUCCUUCUAUGAAUGUCUGUUUGCCAGUCACUUUAGUUCCUGUCCAGAUGGCAGGAGGAGCGCAGGGCGACCUGAAUGCUCACGGGGCCUCGUCUCUCUCAUCCCAAACUCACAGUGUUGUGAGCAUGCAGGCUCAAGGGCAGCAGCAGAACUCUGGCUACCAGGCUACCACAGACCUGGCAUUUUUAGAGAAGUACACCCUCACCCCCCAGCCAGCCAACAUCGUUCACCCUGUGAGGCCUGAUCAGAUGCUGGACCCCCGAGAGCAGUCCUACCUGGGCACGCUGCUGGGACUGGAUUCAGCUUCCUCUGUGCAGACCAUGUCCAACUCCGAUCACACGCACUGAUGCUCCUCAGCCCAAAAUUGAGUCUUGAAGGCAACGUCAUUUGAAUCAGAAGAACAGAAAGCUACAGUAUUCACCACUAAAAUAUGUUCACAAUUCAAAACAGAGGGCAAUUUUUUACUACCAUGUAAAUGAUUAAAUUUAAGACAAAUCUACACACCUGCACUUCAUUCAUUUUGGGACGGAAAAACCUCUUUGAUGUUCAGCCUGUUCUCACAGGAGAAUCACACUUAAUUGUCAACAAAAUAAAUGUAUUUGUGUGACAUGUUAAAAAAGAAGAAAACUUUGGAUUUAAACAGGGCGUUUUCCUGUUGUAAAUUUAUGCAAAACCAUGAUAAAUAUCACCUUAACCCUGAAGCUUGAUAGACCAUUCAAAUAACUUUUUCAGUAAAAAUAGCCAUCAUUUUCUGGUUCUAGCUUCUAAUCAAUCAAUUUAAUAAUUAGGUUAAUUGAUAAUAAAAAGAUUGCAACGCAGCCUUGUAAUACUGAGGAGACUUGAACUGACUGGUCUUAAUAUACUGUAUAUUGUAAUUUGUGUACUGCCUUCACAACCUGUCACUGAAACAUUUUUGGUUUGUAACUGUUGGAUGCAAAAUGAACAGAGAGAGGAAUUUUUUUUUUUAACUCAUUCAGUGUAAAUAUGAGCACAGUGAUUAAGUAAUAGAAAUCAAUGUACAUAUGUAUGUGUGUG
This is a messenger RNA of Xiphias gladius (swordfish), 4041 nucleotides long. RefSeq names its product zinc finger and BTB domain containing 41 (gene zbtb41). Gene Ontology annotation, molecular function: protein binding; RNA polymerase II cis-regulatory region sequence-specific DNA binding; DNA-binding transcription activator activity, RNA polymerase II-specific. The record is from RefSeq and is a predicted model, not a curated record. Gene Ontology annotation, biological process: negative regulation of transcription by RNA polymerase II; regulation of cytokine production; regulation of immune system process. The transcript is spliced from 11 exons. The coding region runs from base 516 to 3353 and encodes 945 amino acids. Lineage: Eukaryota; Metazoa; Chordata; Actinopteri; Istiophoriformes; Xiphiidae. Gene Ontology annotation, cellular component: nucleus.